This is a messenger RNA of Dendronephthya gigantea, 1547 nucleotides long. RefSeq names its product homeobox protein rough-like. The coding region runs from base 145 to 846 and encodes 233 amino acids. Gene Ontology annotation, cellular component: nucleus. NCBI's taxonomy places the organism in Eukaryota, Metazoa, Cnidaria, Anthozoa, Malacalcyonacea, Nephtheidae. Gene Ontology annotation, biological process: regulation of transcription by RNA polymerase II. The record is from RefSeq and is a predicted model, not a curated record. Gene Ontology annotation, molecular function: DNA-binding transcription factor activity, RNA polymerase II-specific; RNA polymerase II cis-regulatory region sequence-specific DNA binding. The transcript has 3 exons.
UGGGGUGCCACCCCCUGAUCGGAUAAGCUUCAAUAAAAGGCUCAUGCACUGAGCCUUUUCAAAUCAUCCAGCCCAGCGACCGAAAUACGUCACAUUUUAAGAAAGCCAUUCGAAGACAAGUGCCUUUAUAAUCGAAAACAGAUCAUGACGGCCUCUGUGGCUUCUAGUUCCUACUCAAUUGCAUCAUUGAUAGCUUCAGAUCCAGUAAAACCGAAAACGGAUAUUUCAAGUGACGCUUUGGAACGGAGUUCCGAGGAAGAAGUUGAGCAUUCUGUCGGCCAGGCUGUUUUGGAAGACGAAGGAAAAUCUCAAACGACGAAAUCUUCAAGUCGAUGUUCAUGUUUUGCCUGCACUCAGCCUUCAGCGUUUUCACCUUUCAAAAACACCUUUGGUAAUGGAAGUGAAGUGAACGCUUUCCCGACAAUCCCUAAUUUGAGGUCGUACGCAGAUUACGUUUACAUUCCCACAAAAGUUUCGUCUGGAAAGAAAAAGAAAAAAGAGAACAAGGCGCGUCGUCAACGAACGACUUUUACAAGUGAACAAACUUUGAAGCUCGAGUUGGAAUUUCAUCAAAACGAAUACAUCACUCGCUCGAGGAGGUUUGAACUCGCUGCAUCCUUAAAGCUCACAGAAACACAGGUGAAAAUAUGGUUCCAAAACAGACGGGCAAAAGACAAACGAAUCGAGAAGGCACAACUGGAUCAACACUUUCGAUUUUCCGGCUACCCAACCGGGCUUUUGUACCACCGAGCAGCCUACUAUGGAUUCUGCAAUUCUUCGCCUUACUAUAAAACGCCCCCAACUCCUGAAUCGGCAGCUUUGCCAACGCCGCCAGCGUUGUUAUAAAUUGUUAGAAGCAAAUUUCACGGAACUAUGUUCUGCCAUGUAAAUACAAUGUACAGAGACCUACCACAGGAAUCGAAAAGUGGCGGUUCUUGACACUUGAUGAUGCAACUGCGGCAGACGGCAAUUUUCAAUUAAUUCAUUUCAAUAUAUAGAAACAAUUCUAAAUUGAUUUUCUACUGAUCACUGAUCCAUCUAUCGCGAAAGUAUAAAAAUUUCUAUCGCUCUUCCGUUGCCACGUUUUUUGGGAUUCUAUAUAAGCAAAUACCCAGUGUCCCUCUGCGGUAUACGUAUCUUUAUUAAUUCACGGAUAAGGGAUGAACAUUAAUCGUCUAGACGUACUAUGCGUCUGUUAUCCGUCUUUAUACUGAAGUCGAGUAAUCAUUCAAAAAAUAUUGAAGACGCAUUAUGCGUCUCUAGUGUGAAAACGGCCAUUUCACAGUAAUUUUUCACCCAGGGCUUUUUUAACUAUGAUUAUUUUUGGGGGGUCGAAUUCGGGCACGGUCCCAAAAUCGUCUGCGCUCGUGUCAACUUAGCCUUGAUGUCAGGGGCAUAGCGAAAUAUCGUCAUAUGCAAUCCAAGACUCCAAGUUAAAGCUUUCCGUGAUGGAGCUAAAUGGAUCUAGCUUUACCUUUUUCAAUCAAAUAACAUCGACUGAUGAUUAUAGAAUGUUGCAUCAAUAUUACGAAAAUCGUCUCACUUGC